Messenger RNA from Perkinsus marinus ATCC 50983, 582 nucleotides. Its product is annotated as n-acetylglucosaminyl-phosphatidylinositol de-n-acetylase, putative. Gene Ontology annotation, molecular function: N-acetylglucosaminylphosphatidylinositol deacetylase activity. Gene Ontology annotation, cellular component: endoplasmic reticulum. The transcript has 3 exons. The record is from RefSeq and is a predicted model, not a curated record. The coding region runs from base 1 to 582 and encodes 193 amino acids. Gene Ontology annotation, biological process: GPI anchor biosynthetic process. Lineage: Eukaryota; Perkinsozoa; Perkinsida; Perkinsidae.
AUGACCUACAGCACUACUAUUGCGCCAGCGGCGGCGGCUGAAGGACAUGCAGUUGAUGAUGUGUCGGUGUUGGCGGCUAUGAGGCCGAGCAUGGCGACGUGGUGGUUCCCGAGGGCCCAUCAGCCGACACAGAUUCCUCAACCACAGAGAGAUAUUAUCGAGCAGAGAGGCGCGGUGGUGAUGGAAGUUGAUGAUGAAGUGCAGGUGCUGCAGGAGCGUUACUUCCAGCAAGCUGAUCUGUCCCAUUCGGCUAUAAUCACAUUCGAUGCUCUCGGGGUUAGCGGCCACCCCAACCAUAGGAGCGUGCAUGCGGGCGUUGCUGUUUGGAAACGGCGAUAUGGGGGGACUAAAAUGAGAGUGUUCAAUCUCGAGUCGGUGAAUAUUUUGCGUAAAUAUUUCCUCCCGUUUGAUCUCCUUUUCCUCCACCUUGCGGCAAGGCGAACGAUUAUUGUGAGUAAUGGGGAAGAUCCUAUGGCCCUGUACCGCACUAUGAAGAUUUAUCAUAGCCAAGAUGUGUGGUUUCGGAAGCUCUUUGCGGUGUUCUCAAGAUAUGCUUAUGUCAACACUAUAGUUGAGGUUUGA